This is a messenger RNA of Theobroma cacao (cacao), 2068 nucleotides long. RefSeq names its product basic helix-loop-helix (bHLH) DNA-binding superfamily protein. The record is from RefSeq and is a predicted model, not a curated record. Gene Ontology annotation, biological process: regulation of DNA-templated transcription. NCBI's taxonomy places the organism in Eukaryota, Viridiplantae, Streptophyta, Magnoliopsida, Malvales, Malvaceae. Gene Ontology annotation, molecular function: transcription cis-regulatory region binding; protein dimerization activity; DNA-binding transcription factor activity. Gene Ontology annotation, cellular component: nucleus.
UACUCUCUUUUUUCCUCUAUAAAAUUAUCUCUUUGAUUUUUUCAUUUUAGCAUUUCAUUUUCCUUUGCUCAAAACUUGCUCUGGCUUCCUUCCUCACUCGCUCUCCAUAUAUAUAAACACACACAGGCCGAAAAAGCAAAUAACUCAACUUCCUCCAACCAUUUAUUUUAGUAAAAUUUGAUCUUUUUUACAAGCUCUCCUCCCCUGGUAAACGACUAAAAAGAAGAAAAAUAAAAAAGAAUAGAGAAAACCUCUUCCGGGUUCUCAGCUUUAUAGAUUCCAUAAUAGUAUUUUCAUUGUCCUCCUUUUUCUCCCCUUUUCUUACAUCUCUUACACUCCAGCCCACACGUUUUCUUCUUCAUUUUUCUGUCGGCGAUGGAAGAGCUGAUAAUCUCCCCCUCUUCAUCUUCUUCACUGGUCUCUUUUUCCCAGGAAACUCCACCUUCGACUCUCCAGCAGAGGCUCCAAUUUGUAAUCCAAAGCCAGCAAGAUUGGUGGGCAUAUGCUAUUUUUUGGCAGACAUCGAACGAUGAGCAUGGCCGUUUGUUCCUGACUUGGGGAGAUGGUCAUUUUCAAGGCACCAAAGAUACGUCUCCCAAAUUAGGUGCCAAUAUUUCCAACAUUCCGGGCUUAAACAAUGAGCGAAGAAAGGUGAUGAAAGGAAUCCAAGCCCUCAUUGGAGACAACCAUGACAUCGAUAUGUCGAUGAUCGACGGCACUGAUAUCACUGAUGCUGAAUGGUUUUACGUCAUGUCAUUGACUCGAUCUUUCUCUGCUGGAGAUGGGAUUCCAGGCAAGGCUCUUAGUACCGGCUCUUUGGUUUGGUUAACUGGUGCUCAUGAGUUGCAAUUUUACAAUUGUGAAAGAGCUAGAGAAGCUCAAAUGCAUGGCAUUGAAACACUGGUUUGUAUCCCAACUUCUUGUGGGGUUCUUGAACUAGGAUCCUCGGAAAUGAUCAGGGAAAACUGGGGCUUAGUCCAGCAGGUGAAAUCCGUAUUCGGGUCCGAUCUCAUUGGCUUGGUACCCAAACAAUCCAAUCCGAAUCCAAAUCUAACACCGGGUCCAAUCCAGUUCCUUGACAGAAACAUCUCUUUUGCUGACAUCGGCAUAAUUGCCGGUGUUCAAGAAGAAGAUGCAAGCCCUGAUAACAGAACCAAGCAAGAAAACCACAACAACCAAACCAAGAAAGAUUCCACAAAACCUGGGCAAUCUUCUUAUGUGGACUCAGAGCAUUCAGAUUCUGAUUGUCCAUUACUUGCCAUGAACAAUAUAGAGAAGAGAACCCCAAAGAAACGUGGAAGAAAACCCGGGCUCGGGCGAGAGACACCGUUGAACCACGUGGAAGCAGAGAGGCAACGCCGAGAGAAGCUGAACCACAGGUUCUACGCGCUCCGAGCCGUAGUCCCGAACGUGUCGCGCAUGGACAAAGCAUCACUCCUAUCUGACGCUGUUUCGUACAUCAAUGAGCUAAAGGCGAAAAUUGAAGAACUGGAGUCACAGCUUCAGAGGGAGUGUAAGAAAGUGAAGGUCGAAAUGGUUGAUGCUAUGGAUAAUCAAAGCACUACCACUUCAGUCGAUCAGGCAGCCAGGCCUAGCAAUUCAUCUUCUGGAACCGCUGGGUCUGGUGGCCUCGAAUUUGAUAUCAAGAUUAUGGGAAAUGAUGCAAUGAUUAGGGUUCAAUCAGAGAAUGUGAACUACCCAUCUGCUAGGUUAAUGAUUGCCCUUCGUGAUCUGGAGUUUCAGGUCCAUCAUGCAAGCAUGUCCUGUGUUAACGAGCUCAUGCUCCAAGAUAUUGUCGUCAGGGUCCCUGAUGGAUUGAGAACUGAAGAAGGCCUGAAAUCUGCUCUUCUUAGGAGGCUAGAGCAGUAAGGUUAAUUAGUAAGAGUAUGGAGUCUUUGUUCUCAAUUAUGUUUUAGUUUCUUUAUUUUAUCCCUUUAUUUUUUGUUUUCUCCCAGUUCUCUUUGGUAAUUGAUUUGGUACUUUUUGCUUCUUCGGAGUUGUCUUUGAGCUUUAUCUUUCUGCUUGUCAUGUAAUUAAGGCGAUAAAAUCAAGCAGCUGUUUUUUCUUU